GCAAAUGCAUCUCUGCCUCACAAAUUUAUUAUUUUGCCGCGAACGCAGAAAAGAUACGCGUAUUUGUUUACCAAAGCCUCAGUUUGUUGUACAAAAUGCCGUUUACUCUCGGAGGUGAUUACCAGCUUGUGAUGCAAAUCUAUUGGUAUAAAAAGCAUCGCAUCAUCUGCAACACCAAAGUGCAGCCGUGCACGGUCUCCCGCAUUGUCCAGAAACAAACUGACUAUCAUUGGAUGACGCCUGCCCGCUGGUCCAAUAUUGAGACGGGCUUGCAUGGCCUGCUGGAGCAGGAGCAAGAUAUUCAGAAUUUGCAUGCAGAUCUCAUCAUUGAUCACAUCAAAGUACGAGUGGACUCGAUCGAUUUUCGGCAAUUGUCUACCGAAAUUCGCCUGCCCGGCGUUUCAAUCUCGAAAAGCGAUCUGUGUCUGAUUAUGCAGCUUGAAUAUAUCGAAGAAGUUUCGAACAAUGUGAGCAAAGACUCAAAUUCUAGCGACCAUGAGGUGCACGCUCAGAAAGCGCGCAAAGAUAAACCAACCAAACGUACACAUUCCAAUGACCCACAAAUGGCACCCUCUCCGGAGAAGCGCAAGGAUAAAAAAGUUUCUGUAGAUUCUGAGAAACAAAAACCAACCAAACAGGAGCAUCGUUCGCAUUCAAGUGAGUCGGCAGAGACUCCCCCGGCUGGAAAGGAGCCUGUAAAAGUGCGUAACGCUCGCAGAUCCGUAUCACAAGAUUCUGUGAAAGGUAAAACGUCCAACAGCGGUCGCUCUUCACUUGAAAAAAAAGCCACCAAGCGUGUGCACACACCCGACUCAGAAAAAUCCAUUCCCAGGGCUGAUGGGCCGAGUCCGACCGGACGCCCGCGCCGUCCAGUAACGCGUCCAAGUCACUUAGACGACUUUAUCAUAGGAGGGAAGAAAAAGACGGACAAGAUCGACCCCACAGAUGGGCCAAUCGGGAAAAAGGGCAAUACCAAUGGGGUUGCUUCUUUGCCAUCCAAAGCAAAAAACAAGCAGCCCACUGAACCACCGCCAUCAAAGCCCAAAAGCUUUCAGCUGGCUGAACCGCUAGAACCUCGUCCAGCUCCACGCAAGGUGGAAAUUCUACUAAUGAAUAAAAUGGAAAAGGAAGAAGUACUGAAUACCUUUUCCAAGUACGAAAGCGACUUGACUAAAUUUUUUAAGGAGAAUCGACACAAGCAUACACAUCGAUUCAUGGACAUUCAGCAUGUGCAUGUCAUAGAUAUAAUACACAGGGACGUGGAACUAUGCAUGCUCAGGAAACUGGGCGAAGUGUAUGGCACCAAAACAGCUUACACGUCGCUACAGAUUAAUGCUUUGCUGCCAUUGUGGAUUGUGCGUCUCUUAAUGGACACAUUUAAAAUUGCUACUGCCGAGGAGGCUGUGUGUCAGAUCAAAGACCAACUGGCUUACGGCACAUAUUUAAAUGCCAUUAAUAAUGAGCCACUAGAAUCCGAUUUGGAGAAUUGAUUAAACACUCUUUAUUUGAAUUCUCG
Molecule: messenger RNA, 1516 nt
Organism: Drosophila subobscura
Lineage: Eukaryota; Metazoa; Arthropoda; Insecta; Diptera; Drosophilidae
Exons: 9
Coding region: 96-1490 (464 amino acids)
Source: RefSeq, a predicted model, not a curated record